AUGGAUCACCACCAGGCGGGGACGGGCCGCUACCAGGUGCUUCCCAAUGAAGAGGAUAAUUCAGAAUCAUCUGGUGUAGAGCAGCCAUCUGCUUCAAACCCAGCACCACACAGCGUGCAGGCCGCUCCUUCAGCAUCUGGACAUGAGACUGACUCGUCUCCUCCCCCUUGCAGUAGUAUUACCGUGGAAGUACCUACAACUUCAGAUAGAGAAGUUUACAGUGAGUUUUAUCCUGUGCCGCCUCCUUACAGUGUUGCUGCCUCUCUUCCCACGUGCGAUGAAGCUGAGAAGGCCAAAGCUGCUGCGAUGGCAGCUGCAGCAGCAGAAACAUCUCAAAGAAUUCAAGAGGAAGAGUGUCCACCAAGAGAUGACUUCAAUGAUGCAGACCAGCUCAGAGUGGGUAAUGAUGGGAUUUUCAUGCUGGCAUUUUUCAUGGCAUUUAUCUUCAACUGGCUUGGAUUUCGCUUAUCCUUCUGCAUCACCAACACCAUCGCUGGGAGGUACGGUGCCAUCUGUGGCUUCGGCCUGUCGUUGAUCAAAUGGAUCCUCAUUGUCAGGUUUUCUGAUUAUUUUACUGGAUAUUUCAAUGGACAAUACUGGCUUUGGUGGAUAUUUCUUGUACUUGGCCUGCUUCUUUUCUUCAGAGGAUUUGUUAAUUAUCUGAAAGUCAGAAACAUGUCUGAAAGUAUGGCAGCUGCUCAUAGAACAAGGUAUUUCUUCUUAUUAUAG
This is a messenger RNA of Rangifer tarandus platyrhynchus (Svalbard reindeer), 729 nucleotides long. Lineage: Eukaryota; Metazoa; Chordata; Mammalia; Artiodactyla; Cervidae. The record is from the annotation of a GenBank genome assembly.